Molecule: messenger RNA, 594 nt
Organism: Colletotrichum scovillei
Lineage: Eukaryota; Fungi; Ascomycota; Sordariomycetes; Glomerellales; Glomerellaceae
Product: NPP1 domain-containing protein
Exons: 1
Coding region: 1-594 (197 amino acids)
Source: RefSeq, a predicted model, not a curated record
AUGUUUUCCUACUACAUGCCCAAGGUCCGCUGGGGUAAGGGCAACAACGAAGGUCAUAGACACUACUGGGCCAGCGUUGUAGUCUGGUUGAACCAGUUUGGCUGCGGGGAAGACGCCUCAUCCGUGUCGCCUGUGGGUGUGUCAUUUACGACCGAUCAUCUUGUCUGGGAUACUGCACCGGCGGGCAAGAUUUCGUACGCUUCCUCGGGAGUCGGUGUGGAUACGCCGACACACCCCAAAAUGCAGAUUCACGACAACGCCUUCUCCCCAUUCACGGGUGCUGAUGGAGACAAGGUGUUUGAGCGCACAGCCAUCAGCUGGUUUUCUCUUCCCGCGGCUGCGCAGAAAGCUUUGUCGGAUGUCAAAUACGAAAAGACUCAAGUGCCAUUCACCGACGCCAACUUCCAGGCUCACCUGGACGCCGCAUACCGAGAGAGCUUUUACGGCGGGCUUACAGACCAGGAGGGGUGCUUCAGUCAAGAGGCUGGAUCCAGUGUGAAAGAGGAUCCGAUCAGCAAUUCGCCCCCUAAGGACAAGGAGCCAGCUGGUGCUCCGCCUCCGAGCGGCGAGAAGGGGCCCACGAAUGCGCAGUGA